UUGAAAAUAUUAAAUAUUCUCUGAUGAAAAUUGACCUAGGAACUCAUAUCUCUGCUUUUAUACAAUACAGAAAUUGUCAUUUCUUUGUUGACUAAAUAUUGAAGUCUAAUUUAAAAUUCCAAUACUUAGGUAGUUGAAAUUAUAAGAUUAAUUUAUUUUGGGGUAGAUGAGGUUUAUCAACAAUGAUGAAGAUGAAUAGAAUCGAUAACAUCAAACGUUUUGCGAUCCUACUGGACCCUUGGAUAAGAUAUAAAACCAUAGGCGGUACUUCAAUGGGGUGAAAAGGGUGUAUUACAGGUACAUUACUUCUUUUUCGAUAUCCACUCGAAUUUUCUGUUUCUGAUGACAAAAUAAACAUUUUUUGUUAUUUUAUUUAUAUAAGAUUUUUGACAUUUGCAGGGUAGUUUGGGAUCUCGAAUGCCACGGUUAAAUUUGUUAAUAGGUAAAAUCGGAUUAGGGGUUCCGUUAAUCUAAAACCGUUCGAAAUUUUGUUUUCCUGAUAAUUUCAAAAAUUCGAUGGAGAUGAAAUUCACAUUUAGAUGUAGAAUAAUAAUUUCAAGCUCAAUGUUGACCGCGAUUUGAUGGAAAUCAUAGAGUCUAAGUGGAAAUUAAUUUUAAUUAAUAUUUAGGAAAUCUGAAGGAGCAGCGGUGUUGUGAUACAAUUUUUUUUACAAAUAAAAACAGUGGAAAUGAGCAAAACCCAUUCUCAAUAUUAAGAUCCGACGAGGUUGAAAUUCAUUGUCAUACGUAAAAUAACCACUGGAAUAUUCAUACCAAAUGUCAGCGUAGGAAUGUGUCAUUCGAACCACAGAAUUGUAUACCCUAUAAACGAGCCCUAAUUCUUCUUGAAACAAUUUCUGAUUGUCAUCAUUAUUUCGCAAACAAUGCAAUAAAAUCUCUGAAGAAACGGAAUCGCCCUGUUAUUGAUCUUAUCUACCUCAAACUCCUAACGUGGACCGUUAAAAACAAACCAACUCGACUCUGGUAAACGACCGAGCACGUCCAACGAAUUCAACCGAUAAGAACAUUACAUUUAGUUGGGACCAAACCGUGACUUAAUUCAAUGUUAUAUGGCAGGGAAAGUAACCAUAUAAAAGAAUAUUGGCGGACGGGAAGUUAUCCAUUUCGCUAAGAGCGCUUAAGUCUUCGUGUUACUUAGAGUAAGCGCUAGAAAUGCCUGCAGACAACGUGGAGAUCGUUUCCUACGACAAAUUCUCGUUGUCUUCCUCGUCCUCGGAUGAAGAAUACUCGAGUUACAGGAAGGUCGACUCCUCAGACGAUGAAGGCAUACAGUUCGCCGUGACUGGUGGUCUUAAGGACGAAAGCAACGAGGUCCACUUUGAGAGCUUACCCAGAAAGGACCUACACGAGGCUUUCCUGAAAAAAUGCGUGGAUGUAAUAUUGAAAGAGGCAGUUUUUGAAGGCACCAAGAGGCAGAAUAAGGUCACCAGCUUCAAGAGCCCUGAGGAGUUGAGAAGUCUGUUCAACUUUGAGCUUAAGGAUGGUGCUUCUAGCCAUGAUAAGCUCCUAAGGGUGGUUAGGGAUACGAUUGCGUAUUCGGUGAAGACCGGACAUCCGUAUUUUGUGAAUCAGCUGUUUUCUUCGUUGGACCCUUAUGGUCUGGUGGGACAAUGGCUUACAGACGCUCUAAAUCCUAGCGUUUACACUUUUGAGGUGUCGCCGGUAUUUACUUUAAUGGAGGAAGAGGUGUUGAAGGAGAUGAGGAGAAUUGUUGGGUUCCAAGGUGGUGAAGGUGAUGGUAUAUUCUGCCCUGGAGGGUCUAUGGCUAAUGGUUAUGCCAUCAGUUGCGCUAGGCAUCAAUUUUUUCCGGAUGCUAAGACCAAAGGCCUUCACUCUCUACCGCGCUUGGUUCUGUUCACCUCAGAAGAUGCCCACUAUUCUAUCAAAAAGUUGGCUUCGUUCGAAGGGCUUGGUUCAGACAACGUCUAUCUCAUCAAGACUGAUUCGAGGGGCAAAAUGGACGUCAAGGACCUCGAGAACCAAAUAGAGAGGAGCUUGAAGGAAGGUGCUGCACCAUUUAUGGUCAGUGCAACCUCCGGUACAACAGUGUUAGGAGCUUUCGACCCGCUAAACGAAAUUGCUGACCUUUGCCAGAAACACAAACUCUGGCUUCAUGUUGACGCUGCUUGGGGUGGCGGGGCUCUGAUGUCCCAGAAGCAUAAACAUCUCCUAAGUGGCAUAGAGAGAGCAGAUUCAGUAACAUGGAACCCCCAUAAGUUGCUUACAGCACCACAACAAUGUUCAACUCUCCUACUUAAACACAAAGGACUCCUUGCACAAGCACAUGGAACUGGAGCUGGUUAUCUUUUCCAGAAAGAUAAAUUUUAUGACACUAAAUACGAUACAGGGGACAAACAUAUCCAGUGUGGAAGAAGAGCUGAUGUUCUAAAAUUCUGGUUUAUGUGGAAAGCAAAGGGAACAAAUGGUCUCGUUCAACAUGUCGAAAAAGUUUUCGAGAAUGCAGCCCAUUUCAUCCAGUUGAUCAGAGACCGAGAAGGUUUCGAAUUAGUUCAUCCUACACCAGAAUGUACUAAUAUCUGUUUCUGGUACAUACCGAAAAGUUUACGAAAUGCAAAAUCAGAAAAAGAUUAUGGAGAACGUUUACAUAAAAUUGCCCCAGCUAUGAAGGAGAAAAUGAUGAAAGAGGGCACUAUGAUGGUGACUUACCAGUCUCAAAAAGGCCUACCAAACUUCUUUAGGAUAGUUUUCCAAAACUCAGCUCUGAAUAAAUCUGAUAUGGUUCAUUUAGUUGAAGAAUUCGAAAGGUUAGGCUCAGAUUUGUAGCUUUAUAGUCCGUAUUUAUUUAUUUUAAAUUAUUUUUUAAUAGUUUUUAAAGAGCAUUUUUUAGUAUUUUAAAAUAUGUAUCUACGAAACAUUUCUAAUUGUAUAAAGAAAUAUGUUCAUUGAAAGUUUUGUAUAUGUCUUAAUUAUCAAAGAGAAUACAUUUUGUCAUUGAUAAUGUUGUUUUAAAAUUAAACACCCAAAUAUCUGUAAUAUUAAAAUAUUUAAUGACCAAUGUAAUGCAUUAAGAUUCAUAACAAAAAACAAAAUAUUAUUGAAAUAUAAUUUUAAAGAAUUAUUCUGCGAUAGAGGAACCAUACACAUCGGACGUCCAAAUA
This is a messenger RNA of Harmonia axyridis, 3140 nucleotides long. RefSeq names its product cysteine sulfinic acid decarboxylase (gene b). The record is from RefSeq and is a predicted model, not a curated record. Gene Ontology annotation, molecular function: carboxy-lyase activity; pyridoxal phosphate binding. Gene Ontology annotation, cellular component: cytoplasm. Bases 1174 to 2805 code for a protein of 543 amino acids. The transcript has 4 exons. Gene Ontology annotation, biological process: carboxylic acid metabolic process. Lineage: Eukaryota; Metazoa; Arthropoda; Insecta; Coleoptera; Coccinellidae.